Messenger RNA from Tuber aestivum (summer truffle), 2601 nucleotides. The record is from the annotation of a GenBank genome assembly. Lineage: Eukaryota; Fungi; Ascomycota; Pezizomycetes; Pezizales; Tuberaceae.
GGUUGUAUCCGGAGCUUUGAUGCAGCCUGCAAGGUAAGUUAAGUGCGAACCUGAGAUUUUGUUAGCAUGAAUUGUGAUUCCGGCCUUUAGCAGGACCGCUGUGAGCGAUCAUGAGACACUCUUCAAGCAGGAUCUCAACAGCGAAUCCUCGGAAGAGCCACCUGCCUACUUCCCUCUGCCGGAAUUAGUCGGAGUCUAUCUGCUUUCAAGGAAAAUAUGAACGAUACGGCAGAUAGUUGGUACAUUCUUCCUACUCGGAAACAGCGUUUGGUCUAAGGAGCCCAAUUUUCUCUCCAUAACCCACAAGAUAUAUUUGAGGGGAGGGAAAUCCGUUACUCAAGCCCAAUUACCCGAGCUGGGGGUUUUACAGGAACGGUGCCCCGAGGUUACUUUUGCCCAUCUGGAGCCGCAAAUCCAACGGCUGGGUACCUCCGUAGCCGGCUGUUGAAAUUCUAUGAACUAUUCAGAAUUUUAGUGCUCAGGUAGUUAGCCUCACGGAAAUGGCAGGUGAGAAUUGGGCGCCUCUGCCGUUGAACGUCUUAAACUCCGCUCAAUAGUAAAAUCCUAGCCUGCCCACAGAGCAUGAAACCUGUUGGGCACACGUCCUACAUAUCUAAAAAUUUACCCAACCUUCAAGAAGGGAACAUGGUUCUACUCUAGGAUAUGUAAACAUAGGCCAAGCAUUCGUUAAAUAUGUUUCCCUAGGCUCCAAGACGACCCUAGAAGUGCCGAACAUUUUCCAGGAAAAUACCUACACUCUUAAUAUUCCUCAAGCCGGCCUCAAACGUCAAAACGCUAACUCUGGGGUUUUCCCCUCCUCUUUCAAGAGUGCGUGCCAGCUAAGUUGGUGGCAUGCGGAUUCCCGACUCGCAGACCAACUUUGUCUGCUCUUUCGGCAUCUCCACGGCAACACCAGAGAGCAAAUGCGAGUUCAAAAGACGAGCAUCACUUUAAAAUGGGUACGAUAACAAACCCUAGCGCACCCCUCCGAAAAUCUACAGAAAAACACCACGAGAUAUAUCUCUCAGAACCCAUCGCACCACUAGGGGUUUUUCACGGUAAAAAAGGCAAGGCAACCCCUUCGAGACAAUUGCCUUCCUGGCGUUCCUGCCUCUCGACUCUCAUAAGCCAGUCCAAUCCUACACCAUGAGACCCUUUUUCUGCCUCGUUGCAUCAGUUCUACCCCUUAUUACUGGGAUCGUUGCUGCUCCAUUAGACGAUGCUGCACAGCCUUUUGUGGAUGAGAAGAUCCCGAACGCCUGGAUUGUGCAACUCAAGGAGGAAGCCAGCUCCCAAAGCCUUGAUGACCAUCUCUCUUGGUUGAGCACAGUUACCAAAGAAGUCGCCAGUUUUGCGGGGGCAGAACGAAAGUACGACUUCGCAGGGUUCGUGGGAUAUAGCGGGAAAUUCGAUGAUAGCACCGUUCAACAGAUACGCGCAAGACCUGAGGUGUGCCAAUGACUCUGCUGUUUAUGUGAAGAUAGUUAACCUAUAGCUCCUUUCUAGGUGGCCCUUGUAGAGCAAGAUGGUGUCGUCAACGCCGAUGCGUUGUGCGUCAAGAAACCAUUGUCCAUGCCGGGUUUGUGGGGCCUGGGUAGAAUAUCUUUCCUUCCCGGGGGUAACAGAGGGAUAUAUCUCUUUGACGACAGCUCCCCCUACUGCAACGGUCGCACCGGUGCGCCUACCGCAUAUGUCCUAGACUCGGGGGUAUACGCAGAGCACGAAGACUUCGGAGGCCGAGCAAGCCAUCUGUGGAAGGCAAAUCCACUUUGGCCUUCGGAUGAUCGUUGUGGCCAUGGCACUCACGUUUCUGGAACAAUUAUAGGAAGGACAUAUGGUGUCGCCAAGAAUGCCAUCGUUCUUUCCAUCAAGGUUUUGGAAGGCGCCCGUCAGGGCUCGUGUACCGGGUCCUGGUCUGGGGUUAUCGCCGGGAUCGAGCAGGCAUAUAAGCACGCCUCCGGUACCGGCAAGAUCCCCUUAUCUGUUGUAAACAUGUCUCUUGGUAAGUUAGGUUUCCUCCUACGAGAGCAGUCGCUGGGUUGCGGUUUAUUAACACCUGUAAAGGUGGUGGUUUUAAUCUUGCCGCCAACAGUGCGGUACAGGCGGUGAUUGCGAAGGGCCUGACGGUUGUGGUAUCAGCUGGCAAUAUAGGUGUAUGUCCCCCAAAACCUGGAGGGUCUUGUUGUUUCGCUCUGCAAGCUGACGCUCCUGCAGGCCAAUGCAUGCCAGUUCAGUCCCGCUUCGGCACCGAAUGCAAUCACUGUUGGAGCCUCAGACACCAAUGAUACCUUGGCCUCCUUCAGCAAUAAUGGAUGCUGUGUGGAUAUUCACGCUCCUGGAGUUGAGGUGUUAUCCGCGUGGAUUACCUCUAGGACAGCAACAAAUACAUUCAGCGGGACAAGUAUGGCGGCGCCCCAUGUUGCGGGUUUGGUAUUGUAUAAAAAAUGCUUGGUAGCUACCUUACGAACACCAAAAUUAGAUAGGGACGAGCUUGUCAAGAAGAGCAUUCGAAGGGCUAUCAAGGGCAACCUCUGUGUUACCAACAGCUCUCCAAAAUGCUGUUCGUCAAAUCUUCUAGCUCACAAUGGUGGGUGCGUGUAA